This is a messenger RNA of Amoebophrya sp. A25, 5714 nucleotides long. The record is from the annotation of a GenBank genome assembly. NCBI's taxonomy places the organism in Eukaryota, Dinophyceae, Syndiniales, Amoebophryaceae.
AUGGGCGACAGCGUAAAUGAAUGGAAAUCUAAUCCUGUUGGUGUGGUUCCAGUGCUCUUGCAGAAGAGUCGAGUUUCAUCCACACCUAGAGGUAGCCGUGUUUCUGAAGCCGGCGAGAUGGAGGCAGACGAUUUAUUAGUAUCCACUGCGUCUUGGCAGUCGCGUUUGCCCCUCAAAUUGGAAGACAAACCAGCUCUGCCAGCUUGUGCAGGUCGUGGACAAACUCUGAUGGUAAGGGCUGCCUUACCAUCCGGAAGCCGUGGAGACGCGCCAAGAUCGUGGGUGUCGUCAAGCGCAACUGUGACCAUUAAGGCGCACUACAGUUCAGCACUACAAAUAGAGAUUAUCUUCGUUGCUCUCCUUGUUCAUAGAAUGCUGAGAAGAUGAGCGUAGGCAAUAUGGUUUCGUGGAUUCUAAUGUGAGAAACGUCGCAGACGCUGAAGCACACAAGAGUCCGCGUGGUGAAGGCAAAUCACCUGGAAUUGCGCGACCAUUUCUGUCCAGAAAUUACAAUGCGGCCACGAUCUUGGCUUCCAAAGAGUCAAUUUGUCCUAGUACAGCCGCAACAAGCUCUUCUUUUACUUUGCCAUCCGAGACUGGUGGAGCACUGAAGGCGACCAAGAAAAGUCCCCGUGGAGAGCAAGCCUGCGGCAGCGUGGUGGCUCGAGCAAGUACCAACAAAACUACGAAGUCCACGUCAUCGCCGCAGAGACAAUUUGUCCGGGCCACGGGCGAACUGGCCGAGACGCUUCUAACGUCCGAUUUCAGUCAAAAAGAGGUUGGAAAACAGGAAGGCGGCCAAAAUGAAGAAACUGCUGUAUUAUCGCGGUCACCUGCUAAGGGUUCUGCGAGUGUACGCAGUGCUUCUAGUUCCAGCCGUGGAGCAAAGCCGUUUGGCUUGGGUGAUAUCAAGGCCAAGCCGCUUCAGUCGGUCUUGCUGAGUGCGCGCGGACCCGCUCCAGACCUCCGCCGGGCUUUUGCAGAGGCUAAGGCAGUCGCAGACGCCCGGACCGCGUCGGCGAUUGUACGCGUUGUAGGGAGGGUGAGCACACAGGAGGUGCAAAGAACUACGACCACUAGCAAUGCCGCGGGAGAAAGCAGCACGAGGACAUCUUUAUUGGGCACUGGUACGACAAAACACGACAAACCGUCGGACGUCUUUGUCGCACAGAAAACAGCGACCGGCGUUAAUCAGCAGAAGGGCGUAAGCCUGCUCCACAGUGGUUCUUCGUUAAUCGCGUCUGCGAAGACCAUGAGAGUUGCCGCGUUGCCGCUAAGUGCUGCAGUCGCGACUGCAAAGACGAUUCCUCGAUUGCGUCUCGAUUUCACGCCAUUGUCCAGUGCUCGUGGUAGCGAGACAUUGAUGUUGUCCACGAACAACUUUGGCGGUUCUGCUGGCAGAGCAAUCGAAAGCGCCCGCUCCGCAGUGAGCUCGGCCCAGAGCACUUCCACUUUUUCCCCACAACAGCGAGACGCAGGUUACAGGGUGAAGACGUAUAGUGGUAUCGUAGCAGGUGUAGGAUCGACGUCGAUGACACCCCGCGUUCCGAUGGCGGGAUCGUCGAGUGUUCUCGAGUCGCCGAAGUCCGGCGGGUCCCAGUCGCCGAAGCUAACUGCGAAAGUUCAAUUCGAAGAUGAUGUUCGCGAAUUGGAGGCUCGAAGGGCGAAGGGAGUUGUGAUGGGAGAAAGUGUCUCCACGUUAAAAUUGCUCAAGGUCAACAAAAACUCCUAUAGGCCAUUAACGAGAAUCUUGGGGAGGGAACUUCUUGGUAGUUCUCCGCGAAGCAGCUGUCCGACGCGCACGAGUUGUGGGAUGUCCGUGGCAUCCUCUCUGGCUGCUGGAAAGAACAUCCCAUUGGCGGAAUUGCUGCGCAAAAAAUUCGACCCGUCGCCGCGAGAACUGGCGUCGCCUCGACUGCAUGCGGCGCGUCAGUCCCGCACGAUUUUGGCCUACUACGAAGGCGAAGGGAAUGAUACUGCUGAAGAUAAUGCUAAAGAAGAGAGCUCCCCGGCAUCACAAUCAUUUAAAAGCAAAGCAGCAACGAAGAAGAAUGAUGGAGCAGGGGAUGGGGUGAUGAAUGCCUCUACUCAAGACGGUGCUGCACCACAACGGGACAAGAGCACUAGUAGUACUAAUGAUCUUUUGGCGAAGCUUUCCGCGAUCUGCAUUGAAGAUAUCGGGAAAUGGGUGCCGCAGAGUCGGGAGGGGAGCGGAGGCUCAGCCGCAAAGCCGGCUCGCACAAGCUAUCCCUCGAAGUAUCACGCUGUGCCUUCGCGGAAUCGCUUGCAAAAGCCAGAAACUUCGGACCCGGAAUCGAAGAGAGUUGGAGACGCAGAGGCGGCGUCGUCUCUCGAGAUGGGUGCAGAACCGAAAAUCAUGCUCGACGAGAAUGUUAAAGAUGCUAGCGGACUUGAGUAUGGAUGAUGUUUUUUCCAUGCUUGCGACCAUGCUGGCACUCAUUUCAAGGGUGAAAACUGCCAGGAUGGUCUGCCUAGAUGGAAAAUACAACAUUCAUAUUGAGGGAGCGCUAGCACGACAAGGCAGUGCGCGAAACUUUCGCUAUAGGAGCGAUAGUACAACGAGCGAUGCUUUGGGAAACCGCGACAGCUUCGAGUGGGAGCAGAUGAACAAUAUUGACGAGCAGGCCAAUGGAGCUUGUGGGCCACCAUUGCAAAGCGGAUACAUCGAUUGCUCUGCUUCUUCCUCUGACCUGGCAACGGCGGGCGCCGGGGUUGAAGAUCCACUGGGAGACGCUAGCGACGGAAGUGCUCCAAAUCAUGCUGGAGAUUGUUCAAGAAAUGGCGAUGUCCUAAGUCAAACGGGAGAUGAAAUAGAUCUCUCCGCGUCUUCCUCUGAAACGGAGGGCGAGACAGAGACUGUCGCGAUUCGCGCAGAACUACAGCUUAAGGCUCUCAUGACCGUAUCUAUACUAGCGUGUCCACAAAUUUAUCGCCUUCAAAGCUGGUUUUUACCGUGUUUCUUCUUCUAGGACUUUGAGGGCAUCCAUGUCAAAGAGCAACAUUUGUUUGAGAAAAGAGUUUUCAAGAUAGAAGUUAGACAGCGAGCUCUCCAUAAACUAGAUACCAGUACCAACCUGUUCUAAACGGCGAGCCAAUAUCCCGCUCUUGCAGCCGGAAUGGAAUCCUUCCCCGAAUAAAGGUAAGGCAGACGGUAGAGGCUCUUGGCCAGAGAAAAAAACUUUUAGUACUCAAAAUGCACAUUGCAUCAUGGCACAAGAGCGGCGAACGCCCUAUGAAGCAGAGUGUGUGCGUCUCGAUAAGGUGCUGCAGAAAGGACUCUGCAAUCAAAAGCUGCAGCUACGCAAGGCGCAAAGAUUCCUUUCAGAGCUUGAGACGGUGGCAGCAGCAUAUGCACGAGCGGAGGAGGCACAGAAGGUAGCGCUUCGACGAUGGGAGGAAGCGAAAGCGUACUGAGCGAUUUGUUAAUUCUUAGAAAGCGCCAUUGAACAGUUCUCCGUCUAAUGUUGUUUCACUGCAAGAUAUGGUAGUCAAAUGACGAUCAUCAGACGAUCACCACUCCGUAUCCUCGAUGUCCUGUUGUCAUCCUCGGCGCCUUGAUGAUGCGUUUCGUCCAUGAUCUAAUCUCAGCUACCCCGUCACUUUUGUUCAGAUUUUUUGUCGCAAUGGGAGGUCAUGACGAGCAAACGAUUGAAGAGUUGGGUUCUCUGGUGCAAAAUCAGAUCACUCCAGGACUACCGGAAAUCGGACGGAACCUCAGAGACUGCUCCACGGCAUUUCGAGAGCGCCUCGCCACUGUCGCCAAGGAAAUGCCGCGACGCCGUUCGCAGGCUAGGCACUUCUACAGUUCUUUUCCUCCUGUGCUUAUUGAAAUAGAUAACGCACACCAACUAGCCACCAAAUCAUACUUCUGGGGAAAAGAGUCAAAGCUGAUUGUACUAAGUACCCAAGUUUACCAUAAUGCUAGCACACAGGUUUUCGCAUCGCGAACGGAUUGAUCGGCUCGACUGUGAAAUCGCAGAGUCGGAUGCCAUAGUGGAGGACCUUGUGCAACUUGCAGACUACGGCGCUCUGCUAGUGAAGGCAUUUGCUAAGGCAGAGAUCAUAUAAUCAAGUCUCUUCAUCACUUGAUUAGGCACUUAUAAUUCUUGGAUUUAGAAGACCAAGAAGUUGUUCAAUUCUAGUAUGCGUUUCUAAUAUGCACACAACCCGAGCACGAGAACUGGAAGCUGUGACGAAGAAGGUAGAGAGAGUGUCCCAGCGUCUUCACGCAAGGAGAUCACAAGAGGAGCGGAAGUUGUCUAACUUAGCGGAGAGUGCUAGUCUAAGCAGCUUAGCCCUGUCUGAUGGUACGCGGACAACCUGCCCGACAGGCCGCAACUCGCUUUUCGCUGAUGUCGAUCCGAGCGCGCCCACGGGGAAGCCACUGGGAAAUCGCUUACGAAUUCUGCUAGAAGCAUUGAUAAGCUAAGUACUUGAUUUUGAGUUGUAGUUCCUUAAGACAAGAGAAGUAUACUAUAUCUUGUUGAAGAAAAAAUGUUCUCGUCAGGAUGGAACCGCUUUAGCCAGCUCGCUUUAGCUAGCUCGCUCUAAUCAUGUCGCAUCUAUCCUCCAAAACAAGCUCUUCAUCGGAAUGUGCAAGCCCUUCUUCUGGAACAAGGGGAGGCAGAGCGUCGUCAAGAAGCCCUUCCCCCGGGACAAGUAAGGCUUAUAGUCAGGCCGCCUCCGCAAGUCGCAGUAGAGAUCAGUCGCCUAAUGGCUCUCCCGUUAGUGGGGCUGCCACGCCGAAAGACUUCUUCUCGAGGAAUCCGCGCACCGAUGCUCGGACCAACUUUCAGGACUUCUUCGGCGCAGCCACGAAGACGGAAUCGUUAAAACGUGCGGCAGCUCUCGCAGCUGUUGACGACCUGACGACCGCAACGAGUUGUACUAGAAGCAGUAGCGAGAUGAUGAAGAUUCCCACAUUUGUCCGGGAGCAAUCGCGCAUUCCCGAGCUAGGCAGAAAGCUGGUAACGAUGCUGCCGCCGGCAGAAGUGAGCGGGGUACCAAAACCCAAAUGGAAAAUUGCGGCUUACUCAGCAGUCACGUCAGCGACAGCACCGGUGGGGCGAGCAGUGACGGCUUCCCUGGCCUUAGAAAGCUAAUGAAAAGUAACAAUAUUAUAUGGGAGGGUGAAUAAAAUCAUAAUGAUCAACUAGAUCGCUUCUACUGGUGAUCUCAGAAGAAAAAACUUGAAAAGGGGCAGUGCCCACGCCUUUGUAGAACAGAAUAUUAUGGAUACUCAAAUUUUGUACAAUAAUCUGGAUAUGCAAUUACGUUAAAAAAGAUUCCUACAUGUGCAGAAUGAAUGCUCUGGUGCAUAUGAUUUUCGUCCAUUUUGCGUGUAUCAAGUUAGCGUGGCGUCUCGUCUCUCAAAUUGCGGACGACUGCUCGAUCCAAUUUGAUUUGCCGCAAGAACAUAUUCAUGAUUUUUACAUAUUCAGGCACAAUUUUGAGACAUAAAUGUAAUGAUAUUGUAUCACUAGCCAAAAUCACGGUUUCAAUGGGAAAAACAAAAGGAUUGAUAUGCAAAAGAUGGAAAAGAUAGACCGCAGAAAAAUAGAGAGAUACUCAAGGGGGUGACGAACACGUUAAAAAGAGUUUGCAUUUGUAGGAUACGCGGAUCAUGGUGCCAAUAACAAUAUGGUAGAUCAGAUGAUUAUCUUCCAUGCUUAAUUGAAAAUCGCACAAGGCAU